Molecule: messenger RNA, 2475 nt
Organism: Talaromyces atroroseus
Lineage: Eukaryota; Fungi; Ascomycota; Eurotiomycetes; Eurotiales; Trichocomaceae
Exons: 12
Coding region: 1-2475 (824 amino acids)
Biological process (GO): protein folding; regulation of actin filament polymerization; Arp2/3 complex-mediated actin nucleation
Cellular component (GO): Arp2/3 protein complex; chaperonin-containing T-complex; actin cytoskeleton
Molecular function (GO): ATP hydrolysis activity; ATP-dependent protein folding chaperone; ATP binding
Source: RefSeq, a predicted model, not a curated record
AUGGCCGGCCGCCUGCGACAUCAUCUCCGCAUCGAAUGCUCACUCUGGUCACUCCCACUGCAUUUUCUUGAUAAAUACUCGCCCAGACAUACCAUUUCGUGUCCAUGCGCUGGCACUGCUCUCGUGCUUGCGCACUCGAUCCGAAGAGCUCUCCCCAACCGUUUAAGAUCAUACCAUACUAUUCGGCAUCUCAAGAAGCGUCUCUAUUUCCCACACAAACAAACAAACAACCUGCCCAACAUGGCUCAAAUAAACUAUCGCACCAUCAACAUCGAUGUACUCGAUCCCGAGUCAUCUGUCAACUUCCCCAUGGAUACGCUCCUGCCCGGUAACCUCCCAGAACCCACAAACUCAGGCGCGGCAGCGUCUGUCGCGCAGCAAGUGCGCCAACUACUUCGAAGCGGCGAUCCGGAAGGCGCUCUUAAACAUGUGCUUGACACGGCUCCGUUAGGCGGCGACCAACAGGCAAAAGAUGUCCAUUUGGCGACCGUCAUUGAUGUUCUUCAGGGUAUUCGACAGGGUGAAAUGCUCAAGGUGUUGGAGGGCGUGAUAAGCGGCGAGGGCGGCACUGAACGAGCGGAUUGCCUGAUGAAAUACAUCUACAAAGGCAUGGCCGUACAGUCGUCGACUAGCGGUUCCCAGUCCCCUUCCUCUCGCAAGACUCUUUCUCCGCAAGCUACAGGCUCAGGGUUUUCUCAGGUGCAAGCACGCAACUUUGGCGAGGGAGGCGGUGGCCAACAGAUGACGGGAGCUGCUUUUUCGCCGCCAGUGCAAACAGCAAACACAGAGGAGGCUUUUUGCCAAAAAUUCGUCUUCACCGCCUUCACCAAUCAAGCGGGCAACCAAACUCAAAUGUCUGCAACCCAGCUGCUUAAUCCCAAGGCGGAGUCCCGGCGGCGAGGAGAUGCCUUGAAGGUCAACAUCAGCGCCGGCGAGGGCCUCCAAGAUGUUCUCAAGUCGAAUUUGGGUCCCUCGGGAACCUUGAAGAUGCUGGUGGAUGGCGCAGGCGGAAUUAAGUUGACAAAGGAUGGAAAUGUUCUACUUCGGGAAAUGCAAAUUCAAAAUCCUACGGCUGUUAUGAUUGCCCGGGCCGCGACGGCUCAAGAUGAUAUUACUGGUGAUGGGACAACAUCGGUCGUGCUGUUGGUGGGAGAGCUCCUGAAGCAGGCAGAUCGUCACAUUUCGGAAGGAUUGCACCCCCGAGUGAUUACCGAUGGUUACGAGACUUCGAAAACCGAGGCACUGAAGUUCCUUGACAAGUUCAAGCUCGAACGGACCAUUGACCGAGAACUUCUCCUCUCCGUCGCUCGCACCUCUCUAUCCACAAAACUUAACCAUGCGCUCGCUGAGAAGCUCACUCCCGAUAUUGUCGAUGCCGUUCUCGCCAUUCACCGAGCUCCCGAGAAGCCAGACUUACACAUGAUUGAGAUCAUGACCAUGCAACACCGCACAUUAGCCGACACCCAACUCAUCCGUGGUUUGGCCCUGGAUCACGGUGCUCGUCACCCUGAUAUGCCAAAACGGGUAGAGAAUGCUUUUAUUUUGACCCUGAACGUCAGUCUAGAGUAUGAAAAGUCCGAGAUUAACUCUGGCUUCUACUAUUCUAGCGCCGAGCAGAGAGACAAACUGGUCGAGAGUGAGCGCAAAUUUGUUGAUGCCAAGUUGGCAAAGAUUGUGGAGCUUAAGAAACAAGUCUGCGGUAAUGAUCCAAAGAAGGGCUUCGUUGUGAUCAACCAAAAGGGUAUUGAUCCCCUCAGUUUGGAUGUGCUCGUCAAGAAUGGUAUUUUGGCCCUGCGGAGAGCCAAGCGGAGAAAUAUGGAACGUCUGCAACUAGUGUGUGGUGGUGUCGCCCAAAACAGCGUUGACGAUAUGACACCUGACGUCCUGGGUUGGGCUGGCCUGGUCUACGAGCACCAGCUUGGCGAGGAGAAGUAUACCUUUGUCGAAGAGGUCAAAGACCCCAAGUCCGUGACUAUCCUUAUCAAGGGCCCAAACCAGCACACCAUUGCUCAGGUCAAGGAUGCUGUGCGUGAUGGUCUGCGCUCCGUCUACAACACUAUUGUCGACGGCUGCGUUAUCCCCGGCGCCGGCGCGUUCCAAGUCGCCUGUGCCCAGCAUCUUAAGUCAGAUGCCUUUGGCAAGACUGUUAAGGGCAAGGCUAAGUGGGGUGUGGAGGCAUUUGCUGAUGCACUCUUGGUUAUCCCCAAGACCCUCGCUGCUAACUCUGGUCAUGAUGUCCAGGACUCUCUGGCCGCGAUGUGGGAUGAAGGCAAGCAAGGCAAUAUUGCUGGCCUGGACCUGAACACUGGUGAUGUGAUGGACCCAGUUCAGGAGGGUGUUUAUGACUCUUACCGUGUCUUGCGAAACUGCAUUGCCUCCAGCACUGGUAUCGCAUCGAACCUUCUGCUCUGCGACGAGUUGUUGAAGGCUCGGCAGAUGGGGAGGUCGGGUGGCCCUGGUGGCAUGGAAGAGUAA